AUGUCCCCCUUACCUGAGCAGUCGAGAUCGGUGUUGGGUUAUGGCGAUUCGCCAUCUAAUACCUCACUACGAGCAUCCAUUGAUGCUGCCAAUAUGGAGCUUCUGCUUCCCAGACGGAUAGAGUUCGUAAGGGCCAGUGCACAGGUCACUGCCAAGAGUCUGUCUGGUCUCGAUAAGAAAGACGAUGCACCACAAAGGCCUAAUAAGUGGGUAUUCCCAGAGGGUGGACUGGAGCAGUAUCAUGGCUGGCGAACGUCUAAAUCCUAUGGUGCUGGUCUGAGGAAUCAAGGCAAUACAUGCUACCUCAACUCAACCCUCCAGUGCCUCUCUUAUGUGAGUACUUUCGCCCAAGCCAGUGAGGCUAAGAUACACGAAAGAACUUGUCCGAGGAAACGGGCGGGUGUUUGGUGCGGACUCUGUAACCUAUCUAACCUCGUUUGUCGAAUACAUCAAAGCCAUGGUGGUCAUUUAUCCCCUACAGAGGUCCUACGCCAUCUCAACCUCUACUUUGCCCGCUUCCGCCCGGGUCGGCAAGAGGAUGCGCAUGACGCCUUGAGGCAGCUCAUCGACACGUGUAUUCGCAGCGAAGCCCUGCCAGCAAAGGUCUCCCCUUCAGCUCAGAAUAAGAAGGCUCCUUUUGUACAUCCAUCGGUGUCACAGACUACUAUGCUGGGACAAAUGUUUGGCUAUCAUACCGCUCAACGUAUACAAUGUGCCAAUUGUGGACACGUGUCUUGUACCUUCCAUUUCGAUAUGGAUAUCAGUCUAUCAAUCUCUAGAUGCCGUACCAUUGAUGAAUGCCUUACACGUUAUUUCGCCCCGGAGAUCUUCAAGGAACAGAAUGCUUAUAAGUGUGCGAAGUGUAAACGUACCGUGACUGCAAAGAAGAGUACCCGGCUGUAUGAUGCCCCUAUGAAUCUCACCCUCAGUCUCAAGCGCUACUGUUAUGGCCGCUUCGGUGGUCGACGACAGAAGGAUGGUCAUUAUGUAAAAUACGAGAAAGAGCUCGAUCUUUCCAAGUUUAUCGCUGAUCAUAGAGCAUCUACUCCUGGUGUCUCCAACAAAUAUAUACUGUCUGGUGUAUUGGUCCAUUCGGGUGCAACACCGCAACUAGGGCAUUAUUAUGCAUUCGUUCGUAACCCUGCUGGAUUCUGGUAUUGUUGUGACGACGAGUCCGUUACCCCAGCUAAGGAGCAUACUGUCCUCUCACAACAAGCGUAUAUAUUGUUCUAUGAGAGGAAGCGGUCAAAGAAGGACAGUAAGAGCCAGCGUCAUCUCAGUGUUGAGUCUGAGCCGACAGUAUCGACAACGAAUACAGACCAGAAUAAGGCGAAGAAGGCAGUGCCUGCUCCCCUUCAACAGCAUCAGUCCCUCUUCUACAACUCCCUCACUACCCCUCCUGAUACCCCCUCUACGACGGCUGGGGAGUUGGAUAACCACGCUGUGAGCUCAGGGUCUGUGAGUUCAAGUGUUACUACCCUUACGGGUGAUGAAGAGGUUCAUAAAGAGGCGGCCCCGACUGAUCGUAAGAGGAAGCAUGCAGUAGAGGAUGUGGAGAGUCCUCAGAAGAAGGCACAUGUUGAUGCAAAAGGAGAGACAUGUAUCUUAGCCAUCCCAGCCGUGCCUUGUUGUAUCACUCUCGUCGUAGUACCUCCUGCUGCUGCUGGCCUGCAGCAAGCUGUCUUUGUCCGUAUGCAUCCUCCAAAGUUUGGUGAUGAGGAGAAGUCAAACGAUAACUCUGAUCCUGAUGAGGAAGAGGAUCUGCCUUCUGAACCUGUCGCCAAUCAAGAAGAGGAUCCUGUUGUCGGGCAAGCGACGAAGUUAGCCGAGGUUGUAAGGGUAGAAUCCUGUGGUACUGCUGCUACUAUCAAGCCUAAGGAACGAGCCUCUCUAGCGAGGAGUGUUCGCUCUCAAUACGGCGCUAAUAAGGUAUCCUCAUGGGAUAGUGAUGAUGAUGAGGAGAAGGAGGAAGGUAGAGAGGAGGUAGAGCGGGCUAGGAAGGAGGCUAUUAUACAAGCCCAGAGGCAACUACAACCUAAGAUAGCAAUGAGAGACUCUCACGAUAGAGAGUACGAUAAGGGGAAGAAUAGGCACAAGGUUCGGCAACAUGUUGAGGCUAAGGACAACGAUUUCGCUGCAGCAUACAAACGUGCGAAGGCUAGGCUUCAUGGACCACGAAACAAGCAGCAGUUGAUGCGGGAUAAGCGGUUGCAUAAUCGUUGUCAAAGGCGAAAAGGGAAGCCUACCAUCACCAAGAGCAGUUCAUAGGUCUAAUAAUCAUCCUACCUUCGUUCGAUGAGACUUGGUCGAGAAGUAUCCUAUAGCGGUUCCCUAUUGUUGUUGCCCUCCUGUCCUCUUCUUCUUGUUGUUGAUGCUUGAUGGAUUGUAAAUCAUGAUGAUAUUAUCAUACCACUACUAUCACUAGUGGUACCAAUAGUCACUGUCCUAUAUCCCAUUGAUAACGUCCCUUCACGAUAACACUGCUACCAACGUACUUGGAUUUACUCCUUAUUAUUACUCAUCAC
Messenger RNA from Perkinsus marinus ATCC 50983, 2525 nucleotides. Its product is annotated as ubiquitin specific protease 66, putative. Gene Ontology annotation, biological process: protein deubiquitination. The coding region runs from base 1 to 2268 and encodes 755 amino acids. Gene Ontology annotation, cellular component: cytosol; nucleus. NCBI's taxonomy places the organism in Eukaryota, Perkinsozoa, Perkinsida, Perkinsidae. The record is from RefSeq and is a predicted model, not a curated record. Gene Ontology annotation, molecular function: cysteine-type deubiquitinase activity; cysteine-type endopeptidase activity. The transcript is spliced from 16 exons.